GGCAGAGACUAGGUAGAACAGGUUUCCGGCCACAAUCCCAGGUCUCUGCCCCUGCCGUCCCAUCCUGGGGAGAAGAGAAGGCCGAGCAGAUUGAGUCACUGUUGCUGGUGUGAGGCCCCUCUGGAGGGCUCGGAGGAUCCUGAGAGGCCAGUGCAGGGGUUCUCCCUGGGGCCACUGCUGACUUCUGGGCCCUUGGGGCUGGGGGCCGAAGGAGUGGAGGGGGCCGGCUCCAGGGAGGCUGCCCUGGGCCCCCGCGGGCGCCGUGGAUGGCGUGGCAGGUGAGCGUGCCCGAGCUGGAGGACCGCCUGCAGUGCCCCAUGUGCCUGGAGGUCUUCAAGGAGCCCCUGAUGCUGCAGUGCGGCCACUCCUACUGCAAAGGCUGCCUGGCGUCCCUGUCGCGCCACCUGGCCGCAGAGCUGCGCUGCCCCGAGUGCCGGCGGGAGGUGGACUACAGCAGCUCCCCACCCAACGUCUCCCUGGCGAAGGUGAUCGAAGCCCUGCAGCUCCCAGGGGACCCGGAGCCCCAGCUGUGCGCGCACCACCGGAACCCGCUCAGCCUCUUCUGCGAGAAGGACCAGGAGCUCAUCUGCGGCCUCUGCGGCCUGCUGGGCGCCCACCAGCACCACCGGGUUACGCCCGUGCCCACCGUCUAUAGCCGCAUGAAGGAGGAGCUAGCAGCCCUCAUCUCCAACCUGAAGCAGGAGCAGAAGAAGGUAGAUGAGCAAAUUGCCAAACUGGUGAACAACAGGACUCGGAUUGUGAACGAGUCCGAUGUCUUCAGCUGGGUGAUCCGCCGUGAGUUCCAGGAGCUCCACCACCUGGUGGACGAGGAGAAGGCCCGCUGCCUGGAGGGGGUGGAGGGCCACACCCGCGGCCUCGUAGCCUCCCUGGACAUGCAGCUGGACCAGGCCCGGGGCGCCCGGGAGCGGCUGGUCCAGGCCGCGGGUGUGCUGGAGCAGUUCGGCAGCGAGAGUCACCACGAGUUCAUCCGGAAGUACCACACCAUGGCCUCCAGACCAGAGCUCCAGCAGGCCCGACUCUCGGAAGGUGCCUUCAGCCCCAUCUCCUUCAAGCCAGGCCUGCACCAGGCUGACAUCAAGCUGACGGUGUGGAAAAGGCUUUUCCGAAAGGUUCUGCCAGCCCCAGAGUCCCUCAAGCUGGAUCCGGCCACGGCCCACCCACUCCUGGAGCUCUCCAAGGGCAACACGGUGGUGCAGUGUGGGCUCCUGGCCCAGCGGCGCGCCAGCCAGCCCGAACGCUUCGAUUACAGCACAUGUGUCCUGGCCAGCAGGGGCUUCUCCUGCGGCCGCCACUACUGGGAGGUGGUGGUGGGCAGCAAGAGCGACUGGCGCCUGGGGGUCAUCAAGGGCACAGCCAGCCGCAAGGGCAAGCUAAGCAAGUCCCCGGAGCACGGCGUGUGGCUCAUCGGCCUGAAGGAGGGCCGAGUGUACGAGGCCUUCAGCUGCCCCCGGGUGCCCCUGCCCGUGCCGGGCCACCCCCACCGCAUCGGCAUCUACCUGCACUAUGAGCAGGGGGAGCUCACCUUUUUUGACGCCGACCGCCCCGAUGACCUGCGGCCACUCUACUCGUUCCAGGCCGACUUCCAGGGCAAGCUGUACCCCAUCCUGGACGUGUGCUGGCACGACAGGGGCAGCAACUCCCUACCCAUGGUGCUGCCGCCGCCCGGCGGGCCUGGCCUCCUCUCCCCACUGCAGCCCACCAAGCUGUAGGGCUGCCUUUCCGCUUGGCGUGGGGCUUGAGGGGUCCUGCUGACUCCAGUGAGCGAAGGCGAUGACUUCCUCUUUUGGGGAGGUCUUUGCCUGGGUGCCCCUAGAAACAUUUAUUGUUGGGAGAAUAACAUAGCCAGGGGCAUGUUUAUUAACCUCUAUCUGGCUAUUAACCUGCUUAUUAACCAGCAGAGCCAGGCCUUGGGGUCCAAGGGUCAAGCUGGGCUUCUCUUGUUGCACGCAGGCUCAGUCACUUC
This is a messenger RNA of Capra hircus (goat), 1984 nucleotides long. RefSeq names its product tripartite motif containing 50 (gene TRIM50). Lineage: Eukaryota; Metazoa; Chordata; Mammalia; Artiodactyla; Bovidae. The transcript has 7 exons. Gene Ontology annotation, molecular function: zinc ion binding; protein binding. The record is from RefSeq and is a predicted model, not a curated record. Bases 267 to 1730 code for a protein of 487 amino acids.